UAGGCACUAGCAUUGGUCAUUAGUACGCAGUUAGUGCUCCGCCAUAUACACGAGUAUAUUUUGCUUAGUUGCAGUCAUGGAUCCCGCAGAGGUUUUAAUGGAAGAAGCGAAAGCGCGUCAGAAGCCGAUCCUGGAAGCGGCAGCUCGCGGUGACUCGGAGAUACAGCGGUUCUUCAGCGGCACGACGGCCCUCGUCACUGGAGGCACCGGCUUUCUCGGGAAACUGCUCAUCGAGAAACUGAUCAGAUCUUGUGAUGUAAAAAAGAUUUACGUCAUAUCAAGAGCGAAAAAGGGAAUGUCAAGUAAAGAUAGAAUCAGUGCUUUACUAAAAGAUUGUGUAUUUGAUACCCUUCGCGAAGCAAAUCCAGAUUUUGGGAAUAAAAUAGAACCAGUCGAAGGAGAUGUGGCCGAAUUACAACUCGGCCUUAGCGUCCAAAGUUGGGACACCAUAGCCAAAAAGGUUGAUGUUAUAUUCCACAUGGCAGCUACCACUAGAUUCGAUGAAACUUUACGUCAAGCAACUCUGAUCAAUGUGCGUGGUACCAGAGAAAUACUUGCUCUAGCCAAGCAAUGUAAAAAUCUAAGGUCAUUCGUGUACGUAUCGACAGCAUAUUGUCAGGCGACUCGAGACAGAAUCAAAUCAGAAGUGUUGGAGCACAUCUACCCCAGCCCAAUAUACCCGGAUGCAUUGAUAGGCAUGGCAGAGAGUAUGGGGGAUGAGAGGCUGGUCUCGAUCACGAAGGA
Messenger RNA from Manduca sexta (tobacco hornworm), 744 nucleotides. RefSeq names its product fatty acyl-CoA reductase 1-like. Gene Ontology annotation, molecular function: alcohol-forming very long-chain fatty acyl-CoA reductase (NADP+) activity. The record is from RefSeq and is a predicted model, not a curated record. Lineage: Eukaryota; Metazoa; Arthropoda; Insecta; Lepidoptera; Sphingidae. The transcript has 6 exons. Gene Ontology annotation, cellular component: peroxisome. Gene Ontology annotation, biological process: long-chain fatty-acyl-CoA metabolic process. The annotation marks the transcript as partial.